Molecule: messenger RNA, 600 nt
Organism: Aspergillus vadensis CBS 113365
Lineage: Eukaryota; Fungi; Ascomycota; Eurotiomycetes; Eurotiales; Aspergillaceae
Exons: 1
Coding region: 1-600 (199 amino acids)
Source: RefSeq, a predicted model, not a curated record
AUGGCCGUCACCGCCAUCGAUAUCAUGCCCAAAAAGCCCUCCUCAUCUCCUCUCUCCUCCAACAACCCCUCCAUGAAUAAGCGCUUGCCCCCUCUGGCCGACAGGACCUCUCUCUCCUACAAACUCACCACCCUGUCCCGUCAGAAACUCGCCCGGGAGGCCACCGCCCCCGACCCGGACAUUCGUCGCUGCCUUGGUCACUUCCGUCUGCACUGUAUGUCCAUGGAAUGGACUCAGAAGGACAUGUCGACGCGCAUCAACUCGUUCGACCUGGAGGACGACGAGUCCGAGAGUGAGGAGGAGGACCGCGACGAUGAAGACAAGAAGGGUCCCGAGGACCGCAAGGAUGAGGACCAGGACCGCCAGUCCUCUCACAAGAACAACGAGUCGGCUGAGAAGACCUCGGAGCCUGAGAAGACUACCGUCCAGGUUACCUUCCAUGUGUCUGCUCCUGCAUCAGCCCCUCAAACAUCUACCGACAAAGAAGAGAAGGAGGAGAGCCUCCUCGAGAAGGGUCGCAACUGUCUUGAGAAGACCGUCCAGAGGAAAAACUUCUGGCCUUCUCCGGGCCAGUGCCUGCCUGUGCGCAUUGCUGGCUAA